GGUGGGUUUUAUAUUCUGUCAAUUCUUUUGUCACUUACAUUCGUUCAGUCAUUCAUUCAAUAUAGUUGAUGUUUCUUUGCUACCAAAUGCCCGACAUUUAUUCGUCCGUUUUCGUUUUGUAUCGUUCUGUUAUUCCCAAUCGUAGGUCUUCAUCAAGGAUGCCAUUGCGAUGCGAUGGUUUGUCACCAUCGGUUGGAUACUUCCGGUUCUGUUCGUCGCAACCUAUGCAGCGAUCCGGAGCAACUACACCACCGAUGUGGAGCACUGCUGGAUGGAGGAAAGCCAAGCCAUGUGGUUGCUGACGGUUCCGGUGAGCCUCUCGUUGGUCGCCUCGGUGGUGUUUCUGGUCAAUGUGGUCCGGGUGCUGCUGACCAAGCUGAGCUCCACCUCGCCCAAUCCGGCUCCGCUGGGAUUGAAGAAGGCCACCCGGGCGACGCUUAUACUGAUACCUCUCUUCGGGCUGCAGCACAUCCUGCUCCCGUUCCGUCCGGACAAGGGCUGCGAGCUGGAACGCCCCUAUCAGGUGGUGUCGGCCGUCUUGAUCAGCCUGCAGGGCGCCUGCGUUUCCUGUUUGUUCUGCUUCGCCAAUCACGAUGUGAUCUUUGCGAUCCGCUGCCAGCUGAGCCGAUUCUUCCCGGAGCUGGUACAUCAUCCGUUCCACGAAAGCUACAACGGUGGUCAACCGGCUACGCAAAGCCGCGACAUGGUCGUAUGACUGCUGGGCUUUCGACGCGGCACCAGAACCACCGGAAGCCACGAGGUCAUCGGGGAGUGCGUCGUCGAGGGUGGAGUUUAAAAUACGUUGGGAGAGAAUAGAGUGGUUAAUAUUUCGAUGUUCGGUCUUAAAAAAAUGUGGAAUAUUUAAUGAAUGUUGAUCAAAUCAUAGACUUUAAGAAGUGUGGAGGGAUCGAACAGAUCCGUUAAGGUUUUCCAAGAUACGUACCGGUCCUAAUGUGAGAUGGAAAUGU
Molecule: messenger RNA, 968 nt
Organism: Uranotaenia lowii
Lineage: Eukaryota; Metazoa; Arthropoda; Insecta; Diptera; Culicidae
Product: calcitonin gene-related peptide type 1 receptor-like
Exons: 3
Coding region: 170-715 (181 amino acids)
Biological process (GO): adenylate cyclase-modulating G protein-coupled receptor signaling pathway; cell surface receptor signaling pathway
Cellular component (GO): plasma membrane
Molecular function (GO): G protein-coupled peptide receptor activity
Source: RefSeq, a predicted model, not a curated record